Magnolia sinica is the source of this 5067-nucleotide messenger RNA. RefSeq names its product zinc finger CCCH domain-containing protein 19. The coding region runs from base 216 to 4811 and encodes 1531 amino acids. NCBI's taxonomy places the organism in Eukaryota, Viridiplantae, Streptophyta, Magnoliopsida, Magnoliales, Magnoliaceae. The record is from RefSeq and is a predicted model, not a curated record. The transcript is spliced from 10 exons. Gene Ontology annotation, molecular function: metal ion binding; protein binding; DNA binding.
AUUGCAACGUGGCGCACUGGAAGCGCGAAUGGAUUCGCGCAAAUCGCCACAGCAUUCCUCUUCUUCCAUGGUACUCUCCUCUAUGAAAGAAGUGGCUGAUUCAGGAAGGAAAUGCUUCUCCGAUGAAAAUGUGGAAAUGAAAUCCUAGGGUUUGCAGUUUCCUUCCUUCUCCAUCUCAACAACCCUAACCUCAAAAACCCUACCUUUCUUCCACAAUGCCGUCCUCCUCGUCCUCCAGGCGCCGCCGUUCUGGCAAAGGAAUCGUGGAAGAAUCGCCGUCCGCGGCGGAGGCGGAGGCCACGGAGCCGGAGCCGGAGCCGGAGCCGCAGACUCCGGGGCCAAGCAGCAGCAGGAAGAGGCAGAAACAAAAGUCUGGUAGGUCUUCUUCCAAACCUCUUCAGUUGAAAACCCCUUCUAAAAAGAAAAGAGAAGAAGAUGUCUGUUUUGUAUGCUUCGAGGGAGGCAAUCUUGUCCUCUGCGAUCACCCGGGUUGCCCAAAAGCCUACCAUCCUGCAUGUACUAAUCACGACGAGGCGUUCUUCCAAUCGACAGUUGAAUGGAAUUGCAGCUGGCAUGUAUGUAGAACCUGUGAAAAGGCUGCACAGUAUAUGUGUUAUACUUGUACACAUGCCUUGUGCAAGGGCUGCGUCAAAGAAGCUGGAUUUUUCUGUGUUAGAGGUGAUGAAGGGUUUUGUGAGACUUGCAUGAAACUCGUGAUGUCCAUAGAAAACAGUGCCCAUGCAAACAAGGAAACGGCUAAGUUAGAUUUGCAUGAUGAAAAUAGCUGGGAGUAUUCGUUUAAGUGUUAUUGGUUGGAUUUGAAAGGGAAGCUAUCCCUUACUUUAGGAGAGCUUACUGGAGCUAAAAAUCCAUGGAAGGAAUCGGGUGUUUCGUCUCAUAAUGAGAAAUCUUGUGGCAAAUUACAUGAUGUCAUUGAUGGUCAUGACUCUAGUUCAGACAGUUCUUCGGGGCGUAUCGAUGCAAAUAAAUCUACCAAAAGAAAGAUGAAGAAGCGGUCAAGGUUGUUUUCCAAUGAAAAGGGUACUGGAAAAGGGGCAUUUAGUUGUGAAGGAACAUCUGUGCAAGAUGACGACGAGUGGGCUUCGAAAGAGCUCUUGGAGCUUGUUGCACGCAUGAGGGACGGAAAUAUAGCCGUAUUAUCUCAAAUUGACGUUCUGCUUCUCUUGCUAGAAUAUAUAAAACGAAACAACCUUCGUGACCCAUGCAAAAGAAGUCAAGUAAUUUGUGAUUCGAUGCUUAAGAGUCUGUUUGGGAAAGCACGUGUGGGGCAUGCCGAAAUGCUAAAGCUUCUUGAUUCACACUUUCUUAUGAAAGAAAAUACUGAUGCCGCUCAAAUAGAGGCUGACCGCAACCGUGAUGCCAGGAUUAAAAUGAAUUCUGUUAAGAAACGAAAAACACAUAAAAGAAUUGGGGAGAGAAGGCCUCAAACUAAUCUUGAUGCAUAUGCAUCAAUUGAUGUUCACAACAUUAAUUUAAUUUACCUGCAACGUAGCUUGGUGGAGGAUUUGAUUGAUGAUAUGGAUACGUUCCAUGACAAAGUGGUCGGCUCUUUUGUGAGAAUAAGGAUUUUGGGAAUGGAUCAAAGACAAGAUAUGCAUCGGCUUGUUCGAGUUGUUGGUACUGGCAGAGCAGAAGAGACAUAUAACACUGGGAAGAAGACAACAGAUGCUAUGCUUGAGAUAUUAAAUUUGAACGAGACAGAGGUUAUAUCUAUUGAUACAAUUUCAGAUCAGGACUUCUCUGAGGAAGAAUGCAAUCAUUUUUGUCAAAGCAUAAAGAGUGGACUUAUUAGCCGACUGACAGUGGGAGAGGUCCUUGAGAAAGCGAUGGAUCUCCAAGCAGUGAGAGUCAAUAAUUGGUUGGAAACGGAGCUGUUGCAACUGAGUCGUAUUCGUGACCGAGCAAAUGAAAAAGGCCGUAGAAAGGAGCUUAGAGACUCUCUUGAUAAAAUACAACUCUUGAGCACACCUGAGGAGCGUUCUCGUCGAUUGGAGGAACUCCCUGAAGUACAUGCCGACCCAAGUCUGGGUCCUAGUUUUGAAUCUGACAAGGAUCAUGGAGAUCAAGAUAAUAAUGCACUAGACCACAAGAGUCCAAGCGACACUGGGUUUAUGCAGAAGGGAAAGGGCCUUGCCUCUCCAGGAAAAGGCGGUUCGGCUUCCAGUGAUGGCUGGAAUAUGCCUACAAAAGGAAAAGGGGUAGCUGUAUCUUCUACCAUCAGUGAAACAGACAAAAUUUGGCACUACCAGGACCCGUCUGGGAAAACCCAAGGGCCAUUUUCUAUGAUGCAGUUUCGCAAGUGGAACAAGAACGGGUACUUUCCGUCUGACCUGAGAAUAUGGAAAACAUCUGAGGGGCAAGAAGACUCUGUACUACUGACUGACGAACUGCAUGCGAACUCCCAGAUAGAGCCAUUUCAGUGGGAUCCUUUUCAGAGCUUUUCACAGGCUCAGAGUAGUGGCGUGGUGCCUGGGAGUGGAGAAGAUAACCAAGGAGGAGGUUGGGGAGGGACCAGUUCGACUUCGACAGACAAACAGCAGAAUGAUGGGGGCUGGAAGUCAAACUGGGACAGUGCAAGUGGUCCUGCCAAUGGCAGUGCUGAUGGUUGGGCAACCAAGUCAUCUGGUUGGGCUGCAGCAAAAACAGAAGAAAAUCAGUCAUCUGGUUGGGCUGCAGCGAAAACAGAAGAAAAUCAGUCAUCUGGUUGGGCUGCAGCGAAAACAGAAGCAGCUCAGUCAUCUGGUUGGGCUGCAGAGAAAACAGAAGCAGCUCAGUCAUCUGGUUGGGCUGCAGCCAAAACAGAAGCAGCUCAGCCAUCUGGUUGGGCUGCAGAGAAAACAGAAGCAGCUCAUUCUUCUGGUUGGGCUGCAGCAAAAACAGCAGCAGUCAAUUCCAAGGGGGGAUGGGCAGGAAGUUCCUCACAAGGCUGGGAGUCGAAUGAUUCUAAUGCCGAUCAAAGCUCGAGACCUACAACCUCAUUUUCUGGGCUGGAUGUUGAGCAGCCUGCUGAAGCUGAUUUGGCUACAGGAAGCAAUGCAGCACCUUUAUGUGGUUUGGAUGUCACUGCUCCAGUACCAGGAGGUAGCAUGGAUAUUUUCCAAGGUGCAUCAACUGAUCGUUCUCCCAACCUCACUCCUGAUGUGGAUGGGGAAGCAAUGGAUGAUGAUGUAUCAGCAGAGAAAUUCCCAAUUUCAGGUGUCCAAGGAUUACCAACAAGAGAAUCUCUUCAGUCCGACUCAGGGAACCAGGAUCCUUUGCCAGCGUCAGUGAACAAUCAGGCACAUUCUUCAGAUGGGUGGGCCACGAUGCCAAUAGAAGAUCCAAAUAACGGCUCACGAGGAACACUCAAAAAUUCAGAUAAAGGUUGGGGGUUGGCCAAAGGAAAUGCCAACACGGCCUGGGGAAGAGCAACAGAAGAAAAUACUAGCAUGGGUUGGGGAACAGCUGCAGAGGGAGCAUCAACACAAGGAAACGCCAACACAGGCUGGGGAACAGCAACACAAGGAGAUACAAACUCGGGAACUGCAAAACGGGAAGCAUCACCGAAAGAAAAUGCAAACACUGGUUGGGGAACUGCCACACAGGAAACUUUAGCACAAGGAAAUACAAAGACAGGGUGGGGAGCAGCAAUGCAAGGAAAUACAAACAAGGCUUCGGGAGCAGCAAUGCAAGAAAAUACUAACAAGGCUUCGGGAGCAGCAGCACAGGAAGCAUCAAUGGAAGGAAAUACAAACACAGGCUGGGGAACAACAGCACAGGGAAAUACAAAUAUGGGUUGCGGAGCAGCCGUACAGGAAACAUCAACAGAAGGAAAUGCAAAUGCAGGCUGGGAAACAUCAAAAGGAAAUACAAAGACAGGGUGGGGAGCAGCAAUGCAGGGAAAUACAAACAAGGCUUCGGGAGCAGUCGCACAGGAAGCAUCAAUGGAAGGGAAUACAAACAAAGGCUGGGGAACAGAAACACAGGGAAAUACAAACACGGGUUGCGGAGCAGCCGUACAGGAAACAUCACCAAAAGGAAAUGGAAACACAGUCUGGGAAACAUCAAAAGGAAAUACAAACACAGGUUCGGGAGCUGCUGAAUGGGAAACAUCAACAGAAGAAGAUGCAAACACUGGCUGGGAGACAACAAAGGGAAAUACAAACACAGGUUCAGGAGCAGCAGCAUGGGGAACACCAAAACAGGAAACUACAAACACAGGCUGGGGAACAGCAACUCAAGGAAAUGCAAACACUGGUUCAGGAACAGCUGCAGAGACUUCAACACAAGGAAAGACAAAUACAGACUGGGGAACACAAGGAAAGACGAACACGAGUUCGGGAACUGCUGCAUGGGAAACAUCGAGGCAAAGAAAUACAAACACGGGUUCAGGAGCAGCUGCAAUGGAAACAUCGAAACAAGCGAAUGCAAACACAAGCUGGGGAUCAGCAGCACAAGGAAACAUGAACACAGGUUGGGGAACAGCCGAGCGGGGGAAUUCAAAUGCAGGCUGGGGAACAGCCGGUCGGGGAGAUGCAGACGUGGGUUGGAAAUCAUCUGCAGGAAAUUCAGACACGUGGGGGAGUCCACAGAAAAACAGUGGAGAGAGGUUUUCUGGCAAGGAAGGGGGUCGGGGCUUUCAGGAUGGUGAGGCUAGGCGUGGCGGGGAGAGGCCUUCAUGGAAUAGGCAGUCAUCUGGACGGGAAGGAGGUUCUUCCGGAAUGCCUCCUAGAGGGGGCCAGAGGGUGUGCAAAUUCCAUGAGAGUGGUCAUUGCAAGAAGGGAGCCUCCUGUAACUUUCUCCAUGCUUGAUCGAUGGUGAAGAAACAGUUUGGUUGUGUAUAGGUGUCAUUUUGUCCAGACUUAUGGUCAGGCUCCUGUCGUGUAGCUCAUGCAGGUAGCAGCAACAUGUAAUGCUCUUCCUAUCCUUUUUCAUGGUUUUUGUGUUUUGCUUGGAUCCGUUUGGUUUAUGUGACUAAAAGGACACGAUGUGGAACAUGGCUGUUAGUCUUUUUACUCUUAACAAAGAAGACCUUGGAAACUAACAUGGCUGUGAUUUAUAGCCUCA